Drosophila gunungcola (fruit fly) is the source of this 2374-nucleotide messenger RNA. RefSeq names its product putative inorganic phosphate cotransporter. Gene Ontology annotation, molecular function: transmembrane transporter activity. Gene Ontology annotation, biological process: transmembrane transport; monoatomic anion transport. NCBI's taxonomy places the organism in Eukaryota, Metazoa, Arthropoda, Insecta, Diptera, Drosophilidae. The coding region runs from base 869 to 2347 and encodes 492 amino acids. Gene Ontology annotation, cellular component: plasma membrane. The record is from RefSeq and is a predicted model, not a curated record. The transcript is spliced from 4 exons.
GAAAAUUAAAUAAAGAAUUUUAGUUUUUGUCUUACUUCGAAAAAUUCAUCAGCAUAUCAAUUUUUUUUUCAGAUUACCGGCAUAUUUAUCAUUACUUUUCUUUAAAAUUUUAUUCUAAUAUUUUUUAAAAGUUGAUAAUAAUAUGUAAUCAAACUUAAAAAAUAUAAUAAUAAUACAAAAUAAAAAAGUGGGGUUUUUCGCCUUUUGUUUUUUUCUUCAUUUUUUUAAACCAUAGUCUUUUAUUGUUCUUAAUGUAGUUUUUGUAGAUAAUUUUCAGACUUAGGCAAUCCCUAAGGAAGGGAUUCGGCGGUGACUCAGAAAGGACUAGCGACUUUAAGUCUGAAAAUGUUGGAUAGAGAUACCACGUGGAAGUUUUUACAUGCUUGUCAAUUGAUCAGUGAGGAUAAAUGAAACGCUGCUAGUAUGUUGAAGCACAAGCGACGGAAAGCAGAAUGCAAACAUAGUUGUUUUUCGGCGCAAGAGAGUUUUAGAGUCUGCUCUUUCCAUUUGCGAUGGCUGCUCUCAGAUUGCUGGCACUGGCUGGCGGGGAGCAAUUACAAGAGACUAGCAGUCGCACGAAUGAAGUGGGCGCCAAUCGCCGGCGGGAGCAGUUCGACGUUAGAACCUAAACACCCCGUGAUCGCAGAACUACACAGAAAACAGAACCGAAAUAGAAACAGAAGUCGAAACACAAAUCGAAAGAGAAGCGCAAACAGCACGCGGCACGCGGAAAACGGGUCGAACAACAUAGCAAAACAAAACCCAAUUAAAAUCAGAUAUUAAUAGAAAAACCAAAGUGCACAACAAGUAAAAGUCCUCACAGGGCUGGGAACGAACCAAAGAGCAAACGACAUUUCAAAUUAAAAGAAUGCCUGACACGGAGGAAGUUCCUGAGAAGGUGCCUCGCCUGGGGUUGCGACACCUGCAGGCGGGUCUCCUCUUUUACGGACUGGCGGCCAACACAGUUCUGCAGCUGAACGUGAGCGUGGCAGUGGUGGCGAUGACCAAUGGAAACACAACAACCGAAAGCGACACGCCCCACUACAAUUGGACUGAGCUGGAGAAGUCAUACAUCCUGUCGAGCUACUACUGGGGUUGCGCACUGGCCCAGUUUCCCGCCGGCUAUCUGUGUAAGCGCUUCGGAUCUAAAGCGGUUCUCUUCUGGGGCACUCUGGGAUCUUCCCUGCUCAGUGCCCUUACAACCUGCUCGGUCUAUGCAGCCGGGUGGAAAGCGUACUGUGCGAUUCGCCUGCUGCAGGGGCUGUGUCAGGUGAGCUGGCCCUGCAUCCACCAGCAUUUGGCCAACUGGUGUCCCACGGCGGAGCGAACGCGUCUGGGAGCGUUUGCCUACACGGGAUUUGAUUGCGGCAAUGUGCUGGCCAUGUAUGGGGCGGGCAUGGUGGCCAGCUCUUCACUGGGGUGGCCGGGCAUUAGUUACUCGGCAGCCGGGCUGGGCCUAAUUUGGUGCGUUCUUUGGCUGCUCCUGGGAGCCAAUGGGGCCAGUGAGGCCAGGUUUAUUGGCGAGGCGGAGAAAUCCUAUAUCGUGGGGGAUCUCCAGCGAUCAGAAAGGACGGAGCCCAAGAAAAUGGAGAUUCCCUGGAGGGGCAUUUUUACCUCAGUACCAGUCUACGCCCUACUCUGUGCCCGUUGUGCUGACAGUUGGGGACUGACCACCAUGCAAACUCAAUUACCUACCUACUUGAGCGGCGUCUUGGGCCUGGACAUGAAAAGCAAUGCGAUUUUCUCGGCGCUUCCUUUCCUACUCAUGUGGGUCAUGUGCUACGUCUAUCUGAUUAUUGCGGAUGUACUGCUCCACAAAAAGUGGAUGAGCCUGACGGCCUUAAGAAAGACCUACACGAGCAUAGCUCUUUGGGCUCCGGCCUCCAUUAUGUUGACGCUCGUUUUCAUGGGUAAAGGUCAGCAGACCUUAGUCCUCGUGUUGGUAACUCUCAGUGUGGGAGUGAGUAGUGCAGCCACGAUUGGCAGCGAGCUGAACACGAUUGAUUUAUCGCCCAACCAUGCCGGGAUUCUUGCCGGCCUUAUGAGCAGCCUUACCAACCUGAUGGCUCUUUUAACGCCCCUUGUGGUGGGCGUUUUGGUCCCGGACCCCAGUCAACGGAACCAGUGGCAGGUGGUUUUCAGCCUGGCAGCCGGAGUUCUGUUCGCCGGGAAUGUGAUUUUCUUGGUUUGGGGCACUGCCGUGACCCAGCCGUGGAACGAGUCCAAGGAAUUGCAGCGGGAACUGGAGCCGGAGGAGAAGCCAUUUCAGCAUACUAAGCUGGAAAUAACAGCUGACGGUUCCGAUGGCAGCGGGGUAAGCUUAAGACUGAACUGUACGAGCCCGUGAGAAUUAAAUUCAAACUUUUAUUUCGAG